GCUUGGUCAUCAUCUUCCGAGUUACCUUUUCGCAUAGAGAGAGAGAGAGAGAGGAUGGUGGUAGUAUCUCUCACAAAUGCUUCAGGUUUAAUCCGAUUAGCUCAUCCGUCACAGCGGAUUCAGAGGUUCGGAUCAAAGUUUCCUCGGGAUUCGAGUCUGAAUGGGAGAGUUAGCUAUAAUAAGCCUACCGUGGGUGGGUAUCCCACGUUGUCCGUAUGUUUCGCACGCCAAAGUACGAGCUUACAUGAUGAGCCAGAGCCCUCCUUGUGGUUGAGCCUUGUUAGGGACAUUGUCGGGAGCACGGGAUCUGUCUUCUCCUUUAUGGCUGAGCAGCCGAGCCAGCUGAAAUUCAUAGAGUGGCCUAGUUUUACUACCACGCUCAAGACUGCCACACUGAGUCUCUUUCUUGUAGCUGUUUUCAUUGUUGCGCUAUCGUCCGUGGACUCUGCUCUUUGUUACGUAUUGGCUCUCAUCUUGAGGAAAUCCCUAUGAAUGACUAUGAGUUGAGAGAGUGAGGAAGGCAAAGUCCAUUUUCAUUUGUAGCCUGCACCAAAGGUUAAUGCUGUUCUUGUUGUAGAACGAAGAAUUAAAUAAAUCCUCCUCUUUUUUGAGUAA
Molecule: messenger RNA, 615 nt
Organism: Brassica oleracea var. oleracea
Lineage: Eukaryota; Viridiplantae; Streptophyta; Magnoliopsida; Brassicales; Brassicaceae
Exons: 5
Coding region: 55-492 (145 amino acids)
Biological process (GO): protein targeting
Cellular component (GO): membrane
Source: RefSeq, a predicted model, not a curated record